This is a messenger RNA of Xenopus tropicalis (tropical clawed frog), 3638 nucleotides long. RefSeq names its product cell cycle progression 1 (gene ccpg1). The record is from RefSeq and is a predicted model, not a curated record. The transcript is spliced from 10 exons. Bases 267 to 2888 code for a protein of 873 amino acids. NCBI's taxonomy places the organism in Eukaryota, Metazoa, Chordata, Amphibia, Anura, Pipidae.
UGCUAGGCGGGAAAUGUAUUCACUCGGAGUGAGAGAGGAUGAGCAGGAAAUGGUAAGGAGCUGAACUAAACUACAACUCCCGACUAUCUGCGCGGCGCAGUCACGCCUCUAAACUGUAGCAGCUGGUUAGAAGACUAGUAGUGUUGUUUUGCUGAGGCGUUGCAACUGACAGUCGCAAGCAAAGCAGAAACGCUGUGAACUCGGCAGAUGUAAACACGAGGUGUGGGCUCCCCAGGGCCUCCCUGCAUGUCAGCGUGCAUUGAACAAUGUCUGAAAACUCAAGCGACAGCGAGUCGUCAUGUGGCUGGACAAUUAUUAACCAUGAGGGAUCAGAUGUAGAGACACUGCACCCGCAGAUUGGGGAGCCAUACUAUGAUCUUGCAUCAGUGCUACAGUCACACAGUGGGGAAGUGACCAGUGUCCUUGCUCCAGAGCAAGCAGGAGAUUCUGUGCAAGAGUCACAGUAUGAAGGGCUGGUGGAACAGACAGGUACCAGUAAAGGUGCUGUACCUUCUGUAGAGAGCCAGCUGCUAGCUAAGGAGGAAACUCAACCCACUCCUGAGGCCUCCUUGAGUCAUAGUGUCGCUACAGAGCUGGAAAAUGGUCUGCCAGAUGAAGUACAACAUAGAGAAAAAGGGGACCCGUUGGCAGAUGGUCAGUGUGAGGCUGCAAGUGAUGACUCUGAUAUUGUAACCUUGGAAGUUGAAGCUGUUGGAGCACUGGAGGAAGGAACAUCCUUGGAAGAACAGGUUGAGGAUACUGGAGAUGUUAAUAUGAGUUCUUCCUUCAGUAGCCAAUAUACUUUUGGCCAUGCAGAUGCUGGCUUUCCUUCCCAGCAUAGUGUUGAUGAGUCCAGCAAUGAUGAAGCAAGUGAUGAUUCGGGUCCUUCCCUGCGGCGCAGACGUUCAAAGCGUCCAGCAGCGUCUGUAUGCGAACCGGAGCAUAGCCCUUCUAUAAGCCAGCCUGUUGCUCCUAAACCUAGAACACUUUUUCAACUGGGAAGCCUGAACAAGUGCAUUAUUCUUGCUCUGGUCAUAGCAAUAAGCAUGGGCUUUGGACAUUUCUACGGUACUGUUCAAAUUCAGGAACGGCAAAAGUUAGUGGAAAAGCUGCAUGAAGAUGAACUGAAUGAUAUGAAGGAUGACCUCUUCCAGUGCCACAAGGAUCAGGAAUCAACUAUAGAACAAAAUGAAGUAGUUGAGCAACUAACAGAAGACCUAGAAGAGAGACAAGAUAUGGUGUCAUCUCUCAAGGGCGUAAUGGAUAAAAUUACAAAAGAGAACCAACUGCUUAGGCAGAAACACACUGAGUUACAGUUAGAAGCUGAUGGUCUUUCAACCAGUCUGAAAACAACAGAGGUGGAAAAGAAAAAUCUUGUGGUGGAAAACCAGCAUCUAAGGGAAUCGCUGGAAAAGGAGGAACAAGCCUUAUCUUCACUUCAAGAGGAGUUACGAAAACUAAGAGAACAGAUCAGGAAUCUGGAAGAAAAGGGAAGAGGGGAGAUCAUGCAGUCAGAAAAUCAGAAGCUAAAAGCACACUUGAUAGAAGAGCGGCAAAAAGUGCGCAGCUUCCGUACUCAGAAGGAGACUCUCUUAACAGAAGCACAAAUUCUGAGGACAGAGCUGGACAAUGAGAAGCAAAUUACUGAAGCUUUGAAAGCACAACUUGAGGAGAUGAGUAACCGAGAAUCCCCUGAAAGAGAAAAUAGCAUGAAGGAUACUCAAGAGAUCCAGCUUUUGAGGCAACGACUUCAUGAUUUAGAACAUAAACUUAAUUUUGAGCAACAAAGAUCAGAUUUAUGGGAAAGACUUUACGUUGAAGCCAAAGAACAAAACGAGAAGCUGGAAAGUGGAACUAUUCAUGAGUCGAAAGAAAAAGAACAAUCCAAAAACAGCAAGGCAAAAGACAAGUCAAAGAAGAAAGCAAAGGAUACGUUCUUCAGUUCAGUAAAGGACACGUUCGAUGCCAUGAAAAAUUCAACAAAAGAGUUUGUAAGGCAUCACAAGGAGAAGAUAAAACAGGCCAAAGAGGCAGUCAAGGAGAAUCUGAAGAAGUUCUCCGAUUCGGUUAAAACAACUUUCCGGCACUUUAAAGACUCUACUAAAAACAUGUUUGACAAGAACCGUUACAAAAAAUACACAGAACGGAGGAGGGAAGAGGCCAAGGAAGCAAACACUGUACGACGUGAAUAUAAUCCAGAAUCCCAGGAAUUUGGUCCUAAAAGAGCAACAGCCGACCACAAUGAUUACAAGCAUGCACAGGAUGCCCCAAGUGUCGAGGAUCAGAAUACCCACAAAUCAGAUACUGCGGGCAAAGAGAGCAGCGAUCAGUACUCGACAAAGAAAGGAUGCUCUAGUGUGUUUGAAUGUGCUCACCAAGAAUCUAUUAGCCUCUUCAAUAAGGUACUUGAUCCUGUCAGAGUGGAAGAAUUUAAUCAUUUAAUGCAGAUAUACGUAGAAGGACAAGUGGCCGACUUCCGACACUGGAAGGAACUUUACCUGUUCAUUAACAGAUUUUUUCGUAAUGGAGUUUUUAUUCAUGAUCAGAUGCUUUUUACUGAUUUUGUGAAUGAUGUUGAGGAUUAUCUUGAGGACAUGAAGGAAUAUCAGACUAAAAAAAAUGGUGGAGUCUUUGAAGACCUUGAUGAGUUUGUCUACAGACACUUCUUUGGCAAUAGCUACCAUAAUACAUUUGGACCAAGGAAACCUGAAAAGAAUCCUCUACAGAAGGAUCCAGAGGAACAAAGAUACCGAAAGCAAGAACAGAAGAAUAGCCAGUAUCGUUAUAGAAGGGAUGGUAAAUGGCAAAAACAUGGGCGCAACAAUGGGAGGCACAUGGCAAACUUGGAAAUAGAACUGGGACAGCUUCCCUUUGAUCCCAAAUAUUAAACACACUGAGGAAUAAAAUAGGUCUAGAUGAGCUGGAAUUGUUCAUUGUUUCUUGCAGAUGAUGCAUUCAAUGUGUUGUUCUUGUCAUAUUCAGGUGCAGCUUUGUGGCAUUUCUUUUAAAGGGAAAAUCUGACCUAUUUAUAAUAAGGGGGUUAUGCUUUGGCUUUCUGCAGGCAUAUGUUUGUGUGUACACAACACAUUCCCUCACUGCAAAAUGUGAUAUAUACUUGGUUGGUUGGGGGUGGGGUUGCCAUAGUUCUGGGCUCUGAUUCUUUGAAAUGAUACAUGCAGUGAGACAACUAUCCAUAUUUCUGAUAGAAUUAACUGUCCAAAGAAAUGAUGCUCUUCUUGCUAAUUAAGGCUAGAUUAACCCCUACAAAUGAAUUGGAUAGCGUUUCCCUUUAAAAGAUUUGCUGAAUCGUGCAUUUUAGUUGCAGAUUUCUCCUCGCUGGGCAGUAGUGUGCAUGCAGCAUAGGCAUGACUCCAUUUCAUCACCAAUCAUCUCUGAACUGCAAGAAUAAAUCUGUAUGUAUCGAAGCAAAUGGUAACCUAGUUUAGCUAAUAGUGAGGGUGGGAAAGUAUUUGGCUUUAUUCUGUAAUGCUUUCUCAUUUGCUUUUUGUGGCUGUAAGACCCUCUCGCUUUCUGAUGAACGUGUUGUUGCAUACUCAUAGCCCUGCAGGGUUUGUGCUAAAUUUCUUGCACUUAAUGUUUGUUGAGAAAUAAUAAAGACAAACUAGUUAUAAAAAAAA